Molecule: messenger RNA, 3806 nt
Organism: Ogataea polymorpha
Lineage: Eukaryota; Fungi; Ascomycota; Pichiomycetes; Pichiales; Pichiaceae
Exons: 1
Coding region: 350-3778 (1142 amino acids)
Biological process (GO): mitotic actomyosin contractile ring assembly actin filament organization; regulation of GTPase activity; regulation of actin cytoskeleton organization
Cellular component (GO): mitotic actomyosin contractile ring; cytoplasm
Molecular function (GO): calmodulin binding; actin filament binding; GTPase activator activity
Source: RefSeq, a predicted model, not a curated record
CAAGAAGGCUCCCCAAUUGAGACGUUUAGAAAAAUACGACAUCAAGGAUUCUGACAUCAAAAAGAUUCAAAUCAAAAUUAGAGGCAUCAAACUGCCCAAUUUCAAGAACAUUGACGAUGGAGUCCGAGUGAACCUUGGUGACAGCUUGAUUACGACGAGGGAAUCCGAGGAAGAGAGCAAGGCACAGCUAGAAACUCAACUGGACACUACCUCAACGAAGGAUGCACAAUUCAUUGACACAAGCUCAGUUAUAGAGGAGACUGCGCAAGCUAGACACUUGUUCAAAGAAAAACGCACGCAAGACGAUUUCGAUGUUGACAUCGACGAGAUUCAUGCUAAAUACACCUCAAUGAUUGAGCACGACAAUGGUUUAAGCUUGAAGCCUGCAGGGGAGGAGAGUUACGUUGCCCAGCUCAUCCAGUUGCAAGCUAUAGCACGCGGCACCCUUUUGCGCUAUGAAUUAUUCAUAAACAGGUUCAUGCUAAAAGUGUUCACGCCAGACAUCAUAAAAUUCCAAUCUCUUAUUAGGGGUUCGUUGGCAAGAUCUCAAAAAACAACGACUCAUCUUUCGCUCAUGGCAAACUCGAGAUCUCUUUCUGUGCUCCAGGCCAUUUUGAAAAAUACUAAACGGGAAGAUAAAUAUUCAGCAACGAGAUCCAAAUUGUUGCAACACGAAAUUUCGGUUGUUCAGCUACAGAGUUUGAUCAGAGGUGGAUUUAUAAGAGAAAAGAAAUAUGCUGCUAGAAAAGCGCUUCUUAAACAAACAAGUGCAAUUAUCAGAUUACAAGCCUGUAUCAGAGGAAACUUGAUUAGGGAGCACAAGAGCUAUUUAGAGCAUAGACUCGCUCAUGGCACACGAAAGGUUCCAAGAGGUAUUCCAAUUAGUGUUUCCUGCGAAGAACACCUUUCCACCCAUUACCUUGAAAAGGAUUAUAGACUUACUGAGUUGCAAGCCAUUUGCAGAGGAAAAGCGGUUAGGGACGAUAUUGCUCAUAAACGUAAACAGCUUUACAAACAAGUGUCUGCCGUGAAACAACUGCAAACAAUAUUCAGAGGCGUCUUGCAGAGAUUUUAUAUCGAGAUUCUUCAGGAUGACCUACAAGAUGCUGAGGAUUCGAUAAUAGGCCUUCAAUCUGAUAUAAGAGGCUACUUGCAGCGAAAACGUAUUAGGGAUAGAGAGGAAUGGUUCAGAAAACCCGAAAAUCUCGAAAAGAUCAUCAAGCUUCAAAACUGGUUCCGAGCUGCUCGCACUAAACAUGACUACAAAUCCUUGAUCUACGAGAAGAAUCCUCCUCUGAAAGCUAUAAAGAAUUUCAUCAAUCUGCUUGACGGCUCUGGAUCUGAACUCGAGGACGAGAAAAAGAUCCAGAAGUACAAGGAUGAAAUUGCAAAGGAGACAAGAAGAAUCGAGCAAUGGGAGUUGGAUCUUAGUCAGCUAGGUGCCAAGAUUCAGCUUCUGAAGAAGAACAAUGUUUCUCUGGAUGAGCUUCUCAAAUUUAGGGACGAAAACAUGAACCUAACUGGAUACUCCAACAACCUCAAUGAGAGUCUAAGUAAGAGUUUGGGAGCCAACCCUGACCAACUUUUGAUCAAGCCUAUCCGAACUCUGACCAGGUUAUAUGAGAAAUUUUUCUAUCUUCUGCAGACCAAACCAUGUUAUUUGGGACAUCUGCUGACUCUAGUCGACAAUGAGACCAUUAGUUUAGAUUUGAGCAGUGGCUCCAUUGAGGACUGGAUUUUGAAGUGUUUCAACUUCAGCAAUUUCUCGGCGCCAGCAUCAGACGCUCCUAAGCGUGAGGAAUUUCUUCUCAUGCAAUUAAUAUUGUUUGCUUCUAAUGAAUGCUUCAAACAACUGGGCUCCGUUGCGCGGCUCAAGAACUAUAUGAAAUCCAGACAGACGGUAUCAAACAGAAGCGCAAAUAGUUGGGAGUCCCUUCUCUUGACUUAUGUGAAUUUGCCUCAGCAGAGAUCUUUAGCGAAAAGUAUUUUGGCUGACUGCGUCUGGAAAGUGACUUCAGACGAAGAUGCAUCUUACGAACCUGAUCCUGCAGCCAUUUAUAGAGAUAUUAUUGAGCGCGAUGAAUUGGAGGGCCGCAUGACUUUGAAAUCAAUGGACGACUUAGACAACAUGGAUCCGAUUGAUGAUGAUGACACUAGGAAACAGUUUGUGAAAAAUUUGACACAGUUGAGAGAAGCUUCUUACGAUGUGAUGAAAACAAUAGGUAACCUCGUCAAGAAAGUGCCAGUGUUUAUCAGGGUAGUCUGCCGUGGGGUUUAUUAUCAAAUAAAGAAGCUCUAUCCAGGAGAAUCAGAGAGAUUCUACCUCAGUGCUGCGGGUUCAAUAUUCAUGAAAUCAUACGUGCUUCCUAUACUCGUCACUCCGGAGAAUUAUGGAAUCAGUAUAGAUCAUAUUGUCGAUGACGAGUCUCAUGUUUCAAGGGUUAGAGACAACCUUCUGCAAGUCGCCAAAGUGUUGAACCAACUGGUUUUGAUGAGGCCGUUCAACACUGAAAAUGUGUACUUGCAGCCAUUGAACCCAUUCGUCGAGGAGUUCGUGGAAGGUGUUAGAAAUAUUCUCAAAGACCUCAUUGAUGUGGGCACAAUCGAAGAAGCGUACCAAAUGAAAUCAGCAUACCAUGAUGUGGUUUCCAACCAAAAGCCUAAGUUGGAACUUUUGAAGGACGACAUUUCAGAGUUGUUGCAAAUAGUUUAUGACCACCAGGAUGUCCUGGUGACGCAAAAAAACGAUUAUUUGCAUUUCUUGCUGAUGGAAAUUGAGGAGUAUUCUUCUUAUCACAACAAGAUCGAAACCAAAAACAGUUUGGUUGAGCUGUAUUUGCAGCCAAUUGCCGAAAGUACCGACCCGGAAGUUGUUGGCACUAAGGUGGCUUUGUUGGAGGUUAAGGAAUACCUAAUAUACAUUAUCAAAGUGCAAGACGGUGCUGAUUUGCUGGAUCUACUGCUGAGCGAGAUUACUCCGCUUGACGAGCUCCGGUUCAAAGAGAUAAUCAAAGAGGAGAAGGCCAACAGUGCUUUACCUGAAUUUGGCAUGGAAAGACGAACAGUGCGCAAAAUCCACAAUUCGACGUUCCCCCAGCUGAAGAAGCGUGCCAUUGAACUUCUCCUUGAAUUGGAGAAUAAUGGAUACAUCAGUCGCGAAGACGGCUACCAGGCAAUUCUUAAUGAGAUAGCGCAUGAUAUCAAGAUGAGCAAAUCAAAAAAGGAGGAGAGAGAGCGCCAGCUUAAGCUUGUUAUUGACACUCUGACGAAGCUAAAGAAAAAAGAGAGAACCUGCUCGAAGGUUUACUCUGACUAUAUCAAGGAAAUUGAUAGGGUGAUGAUGCGUAUGCAGCACCAGAGUGUGCACAAGAAAAAAGGUCCUUUGCUUAAAUACUUCUCGAGGCAAUAUUACCAUGAAAGAGAGCUGAGGAAGAAGAAAGGAUACGUUCCUAAAUUUGGUUCUUACAAACAUUCUGCCAAGCAUCUGAUGGAUCACCACAUCCUGAUUGAGUUCUGCAAUACUAACCUCACCUCUUUUGCUUUGAGCCGAAUUUAUUUCACCAUCAGCUGUGAGCGCCAGGGAGAGUUUACGUUUGAUAUUUCCAAAAACUCGCUUGGUGUUUGUGGCCAUGCAAGGAUCACCAUGGACGAUUUUCUCAAUCUACAAUACGAACACAAGAAAACAGUCAAAUUGUUUGAUGACAGCGUUCUCUUUGAUACAGAUAACUUGGUGGCGUUUAUUUUCAAGAAGUUUUAUGAGGUGAAGGAGAGUGUAUAGAGACUGCCAUAAAAUAUUCUACUUCAAU